AUGCCCUCCCAGCGCAGACCCAUCUAUCUCAAUCCCGCCCCGACCACCGCCUCGGGGGUGCCGUCGGCGUCGGCGUCGGUGCAGGCCUUCCACGAGAGCUUCCCCGGGUAUGCGGCCAGCCCCCUGGUGGCGCUGCCCACCAUCGCCCACGAGCUGGGCGUCCGCGCCGUGUAUGUCAAGCAGGAGAGCGACCGAUUCGGACUGCCCGCGUUCAAGGUGCUGGGGGCCUCGUGGGCCAUCUACCGCGCCGUGACCACGGCUCUGGGGCAGCCCUCAGACACGCCUCUGGUGGCCCUGGUCAAUGGCAUCCGGACAGGGGCUGCGGCAGGCGCUGCCCUGACUCUGAUCGCCGCCACGGAGGGUAAUCACGGGCGCGCCGUGGCGCGUGUCGCCCAGCAGAUGGGGCUGCGGUGUCGCAUCUACGUGCCGCACACGAUGCACGAGUACACCCGGCAGAUGAUCCGGUCGGAAGGCGCCGACCUCGAGGUGGUCGACGGGGACUACGAUCGGGCCGUGCAGACCGCGGCGACGGCAGCGACAGCGGCCCCGGCGGCCCCGGAGGGGGCGCCAAACAUUCUAAUCCAAGAUACGGCAUUUGCGGGCUACGAGGAGAUCCCGGGAUGGAUCGUCGAGGGCUAUUCCACCCUGCUGCGCGAGGCGGACGCCCAGCUUCACGCCGUGGGCCUGCAGAGCACCCUCGUCGUGGCCCCCGUCGGGGUGGGUUCCUUUGCCCACGCGGUGGCGGCCUCCUCCAAAUCGCGUGAAUCCCCGGCCGCCGUCGUGACAGUCGAGCCCGAUACCGCCGCGACUCUGACCACCAGCCUGCGACGGGGGGUGCCCACCUCGGUGGCCACCAGCCCCAGCAUCAUGGCGGGGAUGAACUGUGGCACCGUGUCGACCACCGCCUGGCCGCAGCUGCACCAGCUGGUCGACGCGAGUGUUACCGUGUCCGACUGGGAGAGUCACUGCGCGGUGCAGCAGCUGGCCGCCCAGUCCGUGGACUCGGGACCCUGUGGGGCGGCCAGUCUCGCGGCCAUCCGCCGUCUGAAGGCCGAGCACGAUACGGAGAGGUUUUUCGCGCCGGACUCGGUCAUCCUGCUCCUCAGCACCGAAGGGCCCCGUCCCUACGCGGUGCCGGUGGAUGUCUCCCCGGAUGAUCCGGUGGAACUGACCCAAGUGCUCACCCGCAUCAACUCGUCGAAUCCCACCCUGUCUCAGUCCGAGGGGGCGGGGGAAACGGCCAUCGUGAACUACCUAUCCGCCUGCCUGACCACCUACGAAGGGGACGCACUAUCGGGCCAUCAAGGGAUGAAGGACGGCGAAGAGGUGGUAUUUGGCCGCGGCGCCCUCGACAUGAAGGCGGGACUGGCGGCGGGGCUGUCGGCGCUGCUGGUGGCCCAGAGGACGCCUCUGUCGGGGGACGUGCUGGUGGCGGCGGUGGCGGACGAGGAAGACAGCUCCCAGGGGGACGACGGAUGGACGGGCCCCCGAACACCCUCUAAUCCAGCAGCUCGUGGCCUUGGGCACGGACGUGAUGGGGCAUGCGCCAGCGUCCCGUUCUGGUGCGAUGCGGCGCUGCUGACGGCGGCGGGGAUCCCCAGCAUCGUCUUCGGGCCGUCGGGGGGUGGCUUGCACGCGAAGGAGGAAUGGGUCACGGUCGACAACAUCCGCGCGGUGACGGGCGUUCUGGGGCGGCUCAUCCGGCAAUUCUGCCCGUGA
Molecule: messenger RNA, 1719 nt
Organism: Aspergillus heteromorphus CBS 117.55
Lineage: Eukaryota; Fungi; Ascomycota; Eurotiomycetes; Eurotiales; Aspergillaceae
Product: tryptophan synthase beta subunit-like PLP-dependent enzyme
Exons: 3
Coding region: 1-1719 (572 amino acids)
Molecular function (GO): hydrolase activity
Source: RefSeq, a predicted model, not a curated record